Molecule: messenger RNA, 6546 nt
Organism: Nerophis ophidion (straightnose pipefish)
Lineage: Eukaryota; Metazoa; Chordata; Actinopteri; Syngnathiformes; Syngnathidae
Product: zinc finger protein 142-like
Exons: 12
Coding region: 332-5749 (1805 amino acids)
Biological process (GO): regulation of cytokine production; regulation of immune system process; negative regulation of transcription by RNA polymerase II
Source: RefSeq, a predicted model, not a curated record
ACAGCGCAGCGCUGCCUUGUGACGUCAUGUGCGUUAACCCUCGUGGAAGCACGUCGACGGAGAAAAGAAGGGAGCCGAACGCUAAUAACUCAGUCUUGUUACUUUUUCUCCAGUUUGUAAACAUUCACGUCGUAUAAAAUACAUAUUUGAGUCUUCAUUUAGGGAUAAGAUCGUCUCGGUGCGCGAGAAGCAUUUUGCCGCGUUUCGUGCUGACUUAGCUUAGCUCGCUAGUUAGCUUAGCUUGUUAGCUGCUAACAAAGACGCAGGAGUUGUCAACACAUCGCUAAGUAGAGAUUAAGUGUGAGUGUCAAAGUGUUGGCAUUGUGUGAAAAUGAGUAAAUUACACAUGUUGAGAGAGUUGGUGGACCAGCGACUAACUGCUGCCGCCCAAGAAAUAUUUGUAGUGUUAGAAAGAACAAUAGCAGAAUACGAGGCGGAACUUUCUAGAACAAAGGAGGAGAAUAAUCAACUACUGGACGCUGUCUUCAAGAAACAUCAAGUUGUGCUGCACAGAACAGACGUCGCUGAUGAACAUCUUGUCCACCUGCGGGAGGAAGAACCACCACCCUUGUGCAUAAAAGAGGAAGAAGAGGUCCCACAGCCCCCGAACAUUAAAGAGGAAGUGGAGGAACACGGCAUCAGUCAGGAGGGAGAGCAUAUUGAAGGACGGGCGGAGUCCCCAGCGACUGGUGUCCCUGUGAAGGGUGACGAUGACGAGGUCAAAGGUGAAAGUGAGGAGAAGAGGGAGGCGGAGCCUCCAACUCAACACAUGACAACAGAAGCUGAUGGAGACCACUGUGGAGGAUCACAAGCAGACAAGAUCUCAGCUCCACCAUCAGAUAGUGAGGACACCACCUCACACUCUUCUAAAACUGAUAGUGAGGACACGUUUUACUCUCCUGACACUGAUGAUGAAGACUCUACAGACGACAAGACAUGGGACCCGGACAGCCCUCCCUGGAAAUGUCCUCACUGUGACAAAAGUUUUGGCCUCAAAAAGUCCCUAAACAGACACAUAAAAAUUCACACUCAAGAGAAACCGUUCCCGUGCUCGGCGUGCAGUCAAGUAUUCAGCGUAAAAGCAGACCUGAUAAAACACGCAAAAAUUCACACUCAAAAGAAACCUCUUUCUUGCUCAUUAAGCUUGAAAAGACACAUGAGAGAGCACACUGAAGUGAAACUAUUUUCCUGUUCGGUGUGCGGGAUGGGCUUUUCUAGAAAGGACAGAUUGAACAGCCACAUGACAACACACACGGGAAAAAAACCUUUUUCCUGCGCAACCUGCGGCAAGGGUUUCUCAAGGAAGAACAGUUUGACAGAUCACACAAAGAAACACACUGGGGAAAAACUUUUUUCCUGCUCAACCUGUGGCUUAUGUGUGUCCCGGAGGAACCAAUUGAGAGAGCACAUCAGAACGCACACCGGAGAAAAACCCUUUUCCUGUUCUGUGUGUGAUUCCAACUUCAUCCGAAAGAGUGAUUUGACUUUCCACAUGAAAACGCACACCGGGGAAAAACCGUUCUCUUGUGCAACCUGCGGUCAGAGUUUUACAAAGAGGAGCAGUUUGAAAUAUCACACGAGAAUACACACUGGGGGGAAAGUGCUGAGUUGCAGUGUGUGCGACGAAACAUUCUAUCACCAGAACCAACUCCACAAUCACCAGUGUGCUGGCAGUAAAAGAGAAAAGCGCACCGCGGCCCUCCACCAGGAUCCAGAUGCUGAUCAGGACCAACACCGAAAUGUGAUCACUUGUUCUUUAACCAAUCUGCGGUCAAUCCCUCGGCAAUCGGCACACCUGAAGUUGAUCAGAGGUUCUGCCUUCAAAAGCCUGCACAACCUGCUUUUCCGUGCCGGAACCUGUGCGCCUCCUCUCACCCCACCUUUCCUCUGCUUCCCUGACUGCCUCUUGGAUCUCGACCUUCCGCUUGGACACGGACCUUCUUCACCCCUCUUUAGCCCCCCCGACUUUGACCCAGAAGUGUCAAAGUGUUGGCAUUGUGUGAAAAUGUCUACAUUACACAUGUUGAGAGAGUUGGUGGACCAGCGACUAACUGCUGCCGCCCAAGAAAUAUUUGUAGUGUUAGAAAGAACGAUAGCAGAAUACGAGGCGGAACUUUCUAGAACAAAGGAGGAGAAUAAUCAACUACUGGACGCUGUCUUCAAGAAACAUCAAGUUGUGCUGCACAGAACAGACGUCGCUGAUGAACAUCUUGUCCACCUGCGGGAGGAAGAACCACCACCCUUGUGCAUAAAAGAGGAAGAAGAGGUACCACAGCCCCCGAACAUUAAAGAGGAAGUGGAGGAACACGGCAUCAGUCAGGAGGGAGAGCAUAUUGAAGGACGGGCGGAGUCCCCAGCGACUGGUGUCCCUGUGAAGGGUGAAGAUGACGAGGUCAAAGGUGAAAGUGAGGAGAAGAUGGAGGCGGAGUCUCCAACACAACACAUGACAACAGAAGCUGAUGGAGACCACUGUGGAGGAUCACAAGCAGACAAGAUCUCAGCUCCACUAUCAGAUAGUGAGGACACCACCUCACACUCUUCUAAAACUGAUAGUGAGGACACGUUUUACCCUCCUGACACUGAUGAUGAAGACUCUACAGACGACAAGACAUGGGACCCGGACAGCCCUCCCUGGAAAUGUCCUCACUGUGACAAACGUUUUGGCCUCAAAAACUCCCUAAACAGACACAUAAAAAAUCACACCGGAGAGAAACCGUUCCCGUGCUCGGCGUGCAGUCAAGUAUUCAGCCUAAAAGCAGACCUGAUAAAACACGCGAAAAUUCACACUCGAGAGAAACCUCUUUCUUGCUCAUUGUGCGGCGUACGUUUCACACAGAGUGUAAGCUUGAAAAGACACAUGCUAAGGCACACUGGAGUGAAACCAUUUUUCUGUUCGGUGUGUGGGACGGGCUUCUCUAGAAAGGACAGAUUGAACAACCACAUGACAACACACACGGGAGAAAAACCUUUUCCCUGCGCAACCUGCGGCAUGCGUUUUUCAAGGAAGGACUAUUUGAAAGAGCAUACAAGGAAACACACCGGGGAAAAACCUUUUUCCUGCUCAACCUGUGGUUUAUGUUUUAUUCGGAGGAUCCAAUUGAAAGAGCACACCAGAACGCACACCGGAGAAAAACCCUUUUCCUGUUCUGUGUGUGAUUCCAACUUCGUCCGAGAGGGUAGUUUGAAAAUCCACAUGAGAAUGCACACCGGAGAAAAACCGUUCUCCUGUGCAACCUGUGGUCGGAGUUUUUCAAGGAAGGGCCAUUUGAGUUGUCACACGAGAAUACACACUGGGGGGAAAGUGCUGAGUUGCAGUGUGUGCGACGAAACAUUCUAUCACCAGUACCAACUCAACAAACACCAGUGUGCUGGUGGGAACAGCGGCACUAAAAUAAAAAAGCGCUCCGCGGCCCUCCACCAGGAUCCGGAUGCUGAUCAGGACCAACAUCGAAAUGUGAUCACUUGUUCCUUAACCAAUUACGUCGCUGAUGAACAUCUUGUCCACCUGCGGGAGGAAGAACCACCACCCUUGUGCAUAAAAGAGGAAGAAGAGGUACCACAGCCCCCGAACAUUAAAGAGGAAGUGGAGGAACACGGCAUCAGUCAGGAGGGAGAGCAUAUUGAAGGACGGGCGGAGUCCCCAGCGACUGGUGUCCCUGUGAAGGGUGAAGAUGACGAGGUCAAAGGUGAAAAUAGUGAGGACACCACCUCACACUCUUCUAAAACUGAUAGUGAGGACACGUUUUACCCUCCUGACACUGAUGAUGAAGACUCUACAGACGACAAGACAUGGGACCCGGACAGCCCUCCCUGGAAAUGUCCUCACUACGUCGCUGAUGAACAUCUUGUCCACCUGCGGGAGGAAGAACCACCACCCUUGUGCAUAAAAGAGGAAGAAGAGGUACCACAGCCCCCGAACAUUAAAGAGGAAGUGGAGGAACACGGCAUCAGUCAGGAGGGAGAGCAUAUUGAAGGACGGGCGGAGUCCCCAGCGACUGGUGUCCCUGUGAAGGGUGAAGAUGACGAGGUCAAAGGUGAAAAUAGUGAGGACACCACCUCACACUCUUCUAAAACUGAUAGUGAGGACACGUUUUACCCUCCUGACACUGAUGAUGAAGACUCUACAGACGACAAGACAUGGGACCCGGACAGCCCUCCCUGGAAAUGUCCUCACUGUGACAAACGUUUUGGCCUCAAAAACUCCCUAAACAGACACAUAAAAAAUCACACCGGAGAGAAACCGUUCCCGUGCUCGGCGUGCAGUCAAUGUUGGCAUUGUGUGAAAAUGAGUAAAUUACACAUGUUGAGAGAGUUGGUGGACCAGCGACUAACUGCUGCCGCCCAAGAAAUAUUUGUAGUGUUAGAAAGAACGAUAGCAGAAUACGAGGCGGAACUUUCUAGAACAAAGGAGGAGAAUAAUCAACUACUGGACGCUGUCUUCAAGAAACAUCAAGUUGUGCUGCACAGAACAGACGUCGCUGAUGAACAUCUUGUCCACCUGCGGGAGGAAGAACCACCACCCUUGUGCAUAAAAGAGGAAGAAGAGGUACCACAGCCCCCGAACAUUAAAGAGGAAGUGGAGGAACCCGGCAUCAGUCAGGAGGGAGAGCAUAUUGAAGGACGGGCGGAGUCCCCAGCGACUGGUGUCCCUGUGAAGGGUGAAGAUGACGAGGUCAAAGGUGAAAGUGAGGAGAAGAGGGAGGCGGAGCCUCCAACUCAACACAUGACAACAGAAGCUGAUGGAGACCACUGUGGAGGAUCACAAGCAGACAAGAUCUCAGCUCCACCAUCAGAUAGUGAGGACACCACCUCACACUCUUCUAAAACUGAUAGUGAGGACACGUCUUACUCUCCUGACACUGAUGAUGAAGACUCUACAGACGACAAGACAUGGGACCCGGACAGCCCUCCCUGGAAAUGUCCUCACUGUGACAAAAGUUUUGGCCUCAAAAAGUCCCUAAACAGACACAUGAAAAAUCACACCCAAGAGAAACCGUUCCCGUGCUUGACGUGCUGUCAGGUAUUCAGCCUAAAAGCGGACCUGAUAAAUCAUUCGAAAACACACACUCAAGAGAAACCUUUUUCUUGUUCAUUGUGCGGCGUACAUUUCACACGGAGCGAAAGCUUGAAGAGACAUAGAAAGCACCCUGGAGUGAAACUAUUUUCCUGUUCGGUGUGUGGGGCUGGCUUUUUCAAAAAGGACAUUUUGAACAAGCACAUGACAACACACACGGGAGAAAAACCUUUUUCCUGCGCAACCUGCGGCAUGCGUUUUUCAAGGAAGGACGGUUUGAAAGAGCACACAAGGAAACACACCGGGGAAAAACCUUUUUCCUGCUCAACCUGUGGCUUAUGUUUUUCCCGGAGGGACAAACUGAGAGAGCACACCAGAACCCACACCGGAGAAAAACCCUUUUCCUGUUCUGUGUGUGAUACCAAUUUCAGCCGAGGGGAUCAUUUGAAAAUCCACAUGAGAGUGCACAGUGGAGAAAAACCGUUCCCCUGUACAACCUGUGGUCUGUGUUUUACAAAGAAGACCGGUUUGAAAUAUCACCUGAGAAUACACACUGGGGGGAAAGUGCUGAGUUGCAGUGUGUGCGACCAAACAUUCUAUCACCAGAACCAACUCCACAAACACCAGUGUGCUGGCAGUAAUAAAGAAAAGCGCACCGCGGACCUCCACCAGGAUCCGGAUGCUGAUCAGGACCAACACCGAAAUGUGAUCACUUGUUCCUUAACCAAUUUCUGACAUGUCCUGGCACUGAUAUUCAACCAGACUUGAGUUUUAUUUUGUUAUGACGCAAACUACCUACCUGACAGUCAAACAAAGUUCCUUUUAGUUACUUUUCACUUCAAUAGCAAACUUGAAAAUAUGUAAAAUAGUCCUGCACCUGGCAGCUGCGGUCAAUCCCCCGGCAAUCGGCACACCUGAAGUUGAUCAGAAGUUCUGCCUUCAAAAGCCUGCACAACCUGCUUUUCCGUGCCGGAACGUAGUCUUCUGUUCAAGUACACUAGCCCUUCGUUCCCAAAUUUCCAGCUGUGCGCCUCGUCUCACCCCGCCUUUCCUCUGCUUCCUUGACUGCCUCUUGGAUUUCGACCUUCCGCUUGGACACAGACCUUCGGUGAAGACCUCAACGGCGGAGAAGGGGGAAGACGGUAGAUGUAUGAACCACCACAACGGGCACGAUGGCGGAAGAAGGCACCCCACAUCCAUUUGGUCCCAGUUAUGGGAAAAUAAGGACCCAAGACCUCAACGGUGGAACAAGCAGAGGAUGAUUGCUAACCCUAUGGAGUGUCACAACGGCUGGGAUGGCGGAUGAAGGCUGCAGCAGAAAAGGGUCCCCAGUCACCUUGCACUCCAUGCCACUGGACCCUGACCCAGAUCUGUCAGGGAUCGUGUGGUGACUGUGUGCACACCAGUCUCCCCAUGUCAAACAAAGUCCCGCUCAGGCAUCCUCCAUAAAGGGAUACCCGCCUACCAGGAUAACCAUCAGACUCACUUAGAGUGACCACCGAUGAUGAUAUGUAAUACAUCAUAAAGUUAAA